AUGGCUGGAGAACUGAGCUUGAUGGUUGAAGCAGAUGAAGAAUGUCCGUACCGGUGCCGAGAUAGUGAUAUAUGCCUUCUCGAUACAUAUCAAUGUGAUGGAUGGUUCGACUGCCCCGAACGCGACGAUGAGGACAGCUGCGAAAUUGCGAAAUGUCCCGAUGGGUAUGUGUGUGGUGAGGCUCCAUUCAAUGAUAUAAACGGUCCAGUCAACUUUUGUGAGGGAUGUGUUUGGCAGCCAUUUUGGGUAAAUGCAACAAGACCAUGGAAGAAGGAAGAUAUCAAGAACACGGCUAAGAAGGCUGUUAUACUGAAUCUUGGUGAGAACCUCAUAGAAUUCAUUGCACCGGGAACCUUCCAGAAUCUCUCCAAACUCACAGACUUGGUCAUCACAUCACUUAGCCCCAAAUCUAUCCCUCUUUAUACUGGCAUAUUUGAUGGACUGGACAGUUUAUCAGCUUUGUAUGUCUACGAUUCCCGCUUCUGCUGUUUAGUCCCGGACACUGUUAAAUGUAUUGAAGAGCGCCCUCCCCAUCCCCUAUUCACCUGUCGCAAGACAUUCCUUCAGAACCACACCAUCAAGGUCUUCAUAUGGAUCCUAGGAAUAAGUGCUUUGGUGGGGAAUUUCUUUGUCUUGGUGUUGAGGUUAAGAAGCACACCUACCACCAGGGUAGCCAGGAUACAGUCAAUGAUUAUCACCAACCUGGCCUUGUCAGAUCUUCUGAUGGGUGUUUAUAUGGUGCUCCUUGCCGUGAUGGAUAUCUACAUCGGGGAGUCUUACUUCUGGGCGGGGCGAGCUGAGGAGUGGAGGGCAAGCAUCACUUGUCAAAUCGCUGGAUUCAUCUCUGUUUUAAGCACUGAGACAUCCGUAUUCUUGCUCAUCCUUCUUACGAUCGACCGCUUCAUCUGCGUUGUGUUCCCAUUUAGCAAAACGCGUUUGGGCAUUACGUCUACUCGCGUUGCAAUUGCAGUUAUCUGGGUUGCAUCUAUACUCCUCAGCGUGGCGGGCUUAUUGUUGCAAAACAUCAGCCCUGAUGCCUAUGGCCUCAGUGAUGUCUGCGUUGGCCUUCCGUUCAUCCGGAAGUCGACAGACCUCCAAGCAGAAGCGGACACCCGGACCACCGACCAGUAUGGCAUACCCUACUUCACCACAAUUGCCGGCUCUACUGAAUCAACCUGGACAUACUCUAUCAUUAUAUUCCUAGGGAUCAAUCUAUGUAGCUUCAUCAUCAUUCUUCUCUUGUACAUUGGCAUCUUCAUCAAGGUCCGUUUCGUCCGAGCUGAAGUUGGUCGCACCAACCAAUCAUCCAAUGAGGUCAAGAUGGCACUGAAGAUGCUCCUGAUAGUCGGCACCGACUUCUGUUGUUGGAUGCCGAUCAUCAUCAUUGGUAUUCUAGUCCAGACAGUAGGGGUCCAAGUUACACCGGACAUCUACGCCUGGCUGGUCGUCUUUGUCCUACCCAUCAACUCAUCCCUCAAUCCUUAUCUCUACACUAUCAUAAAUCUAGUUUCUAAAUAAUUCUCCCAGCUCUGCUGCAUUGCGCCCUUGCUAUGUUUUAAACAUCGUUCAGUGUGUUUAAAUUUUUGUUUUCAAU
Lytechinus pictus (painted urchin) is the source of this 1594-nucleotide messenger RNA. Its product is annotated as G-protein coupled receptor GRL101-like. Bases 1 to 1518 code for a protein of 505 amino acids. The record is from RefSeq and is a predicted model, not a curated record. Gene Ontology annotation, biological process: hormone-mediated signaling pathway; activation of adenylate cyclase activity; adenylate cyclase-activating G protein-coupled receptor signaling pathway. Gene Ontology annotation, cellular component: plasma membrane. Gene Ontology annotation, molecular function: G protein-coupled peptide receptor activity; protein binding. NCBI's taxonomy places the organism in Eukaryota, Metazoa, Echinodermata, Echinoidea, Temnopleuroida, Toxopneustidae. The transcript has 6 exons.